AUGCAAUUCUCGGAUAGCAAGAACGAAGGCCGCCAAGCUAUCGGAGUAGGCAUUUCAGAUGCGGCCAACCGAGCUGCGCUGGCGGGYGUCGGUGCGUUUAACGAAUUCGACUAUGAAUAUGUGUUGGCGCGCAUUGGUUUCGGCAAGGCGCAAUGGUUACUAUUGCUCAUCUCCGGCCUUUUGACGCUCUGCUCUAUGGCCACGCAAACUUCGGUGGGCAUCAUGGCCAUAGCGUCACAAUGCGAGUUCGGCAUGAGCCAAGCGGAAAAGGGUAUAAUGAUGGCGGCGUGUGUAACGGGCAUUUUUCUAUCUACAUACUUCUGGGGUUAUGCCAGUGAUGCUUUCGGACGACGUUCAGUGCUCUUCUACGGCAUUGUCGUCACAAAUCUGCUCCAGUUUAUCUCSAUGUUCAUAACAAACAUAUGGGUCUUCAACAUAGUCAAUUUAUUCAUGGGCAUAAGCUUAGGUGGCGUCUCCGCUGCCAUUUAUGCAUACCUCAGCGAGUUCAACACUGACAAACAUCGCGCUGUAGUAAUUAACUAUUCCACAAUGUUCGUAAGCAUCGCUGCAAUCUACAUGCCUGCGACCUGUUGGCUUGUUCUUUCCGCCGAUUGGUCACUUCACAUAAGUGAUAGCUUUAUAUUUCGGCCAUGGCGUUUGAUCAUUCUGCUGAAUCUCAUACCGGGCUUGAUUGGUGCCGUAAUGCUGUAUCCCUUUCCGGAGAGUCCAAAAUUACUGUUGGCGCAGGAUAAGGAAUUCGAAGCCUUCGCGGCGCUGGAAUGGAUCUGUAAAUUUAAUCGUGGUCGUUCUAUAGCAAGUGUUUUUGGCAAUGAUGCCGAUUUCAAAUUAAAACCGGAACAAAUCGGGGACGACAAUUUGCGAAGUGCUGGUGGUAUUUGUGGAGUGCUUGUGAAUAUUUGGAGAGCAACAGUGCCGCUCUUUCACAAACCGCAUUGUGUGAACUUCUUAUUGAGCAUUGUUUCGGUGUUCGGUAUGUUUCUCACAKCGGCGGGCAUGCAAAUUUGGUAUCCGGAAAUUGUGAAUCGCUCGUCAGGUGAUAAUGCCGGCAACAGUUCGUUAGUGUGUGAGAUUCUAGAAGCUUCGUUCGAAAAGCAACGCCUGAAUGUAACCUCCGUYGAUAUGGAGAUCUGCGACGACAGUAUUACGGCGAAGACUUACAUAGACAAUAUGAUUGUGGGCUGCGCCUUCUUACUGGGUUUUGCCAUACAGGGUGCCCUGUUGAAUCCUUUGGGCCGCAAAAAUGUCUUAUUAGCCGCAUUGGCCAUUGGCACGUUGAGUGGCAUUCUGUUGCACUUCGUUACUAAUACACAAGUUGUACUGGUGUUGUUCUGCUUGUAUAUAUUGAUGCCGGGAUUAUCCAUAUCGAUUAUGUGUGGCGCCAUGGUGGAUUUAGUGCCAACACAGUUGAGGGGCAAAGCGGUUAGCAUUGGUUUGGCGAUGGGUCGCCUGGGCGUUAUAGUGGCUUCCAAUUUGAUUGGCGUUAUGCUGGAGCCCUAUUGUAACACCACUUUUGCCAUUCUCACGGCGUCGAUUUUAAUCUGCGGCUUUUUAGUGCACUUCCUACCUAUAUGAAGUGGAUGCCAAGCUGUCGUUAUGUUUUACGAGUUUGCCAACGAAUGAAACAUAUCAAAAUAUUGAGUGCAUUUUGCUCUUUUUGCUGUGGUUUUACACAAUUUGCCUUUAUUUUCUUGUGACAUUUAAUAAUAUUUUAACAUUGGUUAUAAGCUUUAUCAUCCGAAAGCGUUUUUUUACAUAUACGAGUAUAGAU
Molecule: messenger RNA, 1789 nt
Organism: Bactrocera latifrons
Lineage: Eukaryota; Metazoa; Arthropoda; Insecta; Diptera; Tephritidae
Product: synaptic vesicle glycoprotein 2C
Exons: 7
Coding region: 1-1593 (530 amino acids)
Biological process (GO): transmembrane transport
Cellular component (GO): membrane
Molecular function (GO): transmembrane transporter activity
Source: RefSeq, a predicted model, not a curated record